AUGUCUAUUCUCGACGUACUCCUUACUCCUCCUACCGUGAACGAACGAAAAAACUUUGUUCCCUCACGAAGGAAUGCAUAGAAAAAUUUUUUCUCUUCAAAAUUCAAAAUUUGCAAAAAAUUAAUUUAAUUUGUAAAAUUUAUGAUUUAAAAUACAAGCUGUUUAAAAUUAAAUAGAAUUCGAGAUUUCAUUAAUAUUAAAAUUUUUUUCAUGGUUUUUGGGCAAAAAAAUAAGGAUUUUUCCAUUGUUUUUUGCUCGCCUACAGAGGGGGGAGGAGUUAGCAGACUUGAAAAGAUGCACCAAAACCUUGGCGGCGACCGAAUAGAUAUAAAUUCCAGGGAUAAAAAAGAUAAAUUUGCCAUAAUCCGUCUCAAAUGUGAAGAGCAGCUCCAUACUAUUGAAUCAUGCCAAGAUCAAAGAGACAAAAUUUCAAGUUUUAAACAUGAGUAAGCCCUACUUUUCUUAAUCAAAUUAUUUACAAAAUAGCUAUUGUCCUUAUUUAUUUAUGAAAUAUCAUCAAUUUUCUAUAAAACAUGUUAAAUUCAAUUAAAUAUAUCAUAAUUUUCAAUCAGAGAAGACCCUGAAAUUAUCCAACUUAAAUACAAAAUUCUUCUCCUCCUCAAAGAAACCGACAAAGAUAUCGUAGAACUCAACAGAAUAUUAGAAAAGCAAAAAUUAAAACCAAAAGUAAAAUCUAAUCAGAAAUAUGCUGAGGUAGACAUAGAAGCCAAGUCAAACAAGCUAAAUUGGCUUGAAAGGAAGCUUGAAGAUGCUAAAAAAGGUGAAGAUCUUGGAGUAAUGAUAGGAAAAAGACCUGAAGACUUAGGAAAAAUGAAGGCCGAGCUCAUAAAUAUCGAGGAUAUUCAAAUAGAAAAUAUUGGGAGAAAAGGUGACAUGCUCGAUAUCGAAAAAGAUGCCAAACAGAGAUGGGAGGAUUAUGAUAAAAGAAUCGAUGAUUUAGCUGAUAAAAUCGGAACAAAUGUAGAUGAGCUGAGAAUGAGAGCUUUAAAUAUCAAUGAAGCUUUGGAUAGGCAUGAAGAUAAGCUGGACAGCUUGGAUAAUGUUGUAGGAUUGGCCAAUCAAGAAUUGGAGUCAAGCACAAAAAAACUGAAAAAAUUGCUCAUAAAAGUUAGGGCUGGGGAUAAGUUUUGUGUAACACUGUGUCUGUUGAUUAUACUUAUUGGUUUGCUGACUAUUGGAUAUAAUAUGAUAAACUAA
Messenger RNA from Blepharisma stoltei, 1218 nucleotides. NCBI's taxonomy places the organism in Eukaryota, Ciliophora, Heterotrichea, Heterotrichida, Blepharismidae. The record is from the annotation of a GenBank genome assembly.